AUGCAUCUCGUCAAGACCGUCAUCUCACUCUUCACCCUCUCCGGCUUUGCUGCCGCUCAGAUAGGCGGCGACUUCGAUGCCGAGUACGGCCUUGAUCGCCGCGAGGUUGAAGACGCCCGGGACGGGUACCUUGCUGCCCGUGACGAGUUCCUCAUCGCCCGCGAGGAGUACAUUGAGAAGCGUGGCCUUUUGAAGAAAAAGGGAAAGUGCUAUAAGGACGGCAUUCAGAACUUGUGCGGGACCCCGGUCAAGGGUGGUGGUAUGAGCCCAUGCGGUAUCUGCCCCCGUGGAUUUGAGGGAAAGUCGUGCCCUUGCCCGUAA
Messenger RNA from Clonostachys rhizophaga, 321 nucleotides. The record is from the annotation of a GenBank genome assembly. NCBI's taxonomy places the organism in Eukaryota, Fungi, Ascomycota, Sordariomycetes, Hypocreales, Bionectriaceae.